GUGUGAUUAACCUGCACAAACACUGAUGAGAUAGCAUCGCUCUGACGGAGGCUGUGUCCUUGUUAAGGCUUAUUUUAAAGCAGAGGAGAGGUGUGUAUAUCCAGAUAACCGGAAUCGUUAUAAGAUACCAAAUGACCAAACAACAAAAUGUACUUUUAUCAUGAUUUAAUAAUUGAUUUAAAGAAACAAGGUAUAUUUGAACUGAUUCCUCAAUGUAUCAGAUGUUAAUUUAUUCAGUGCACACAUGCAAAACAUGUAAUCACUUGAUUGCCCCUGAUUUGAUUGGAGGGUUUGUUUCAGAGCCCCGUAGCGCCCCCAGUGGUCCACGUUCAUUAUAACCUGUGGUGGGUGAGCAGCAGCAGCUCAUUCUGCUGUUCACCUGCUGCAGGGAGAGAUCUCCUCCAACUCCUGCACAUGAUGGACGGAGGAAAACGUCAGAGAGGAUUAUUAUCUCUGAUCUGAAGCCUCUUCAUCAUCUCUGUAAAGUGAUGAGUUCAGUGACAUCUGAUCUUCUGCUUCUCUGGGUCUCACAGAGUUCUCCAUGAGACAUGGUGCUACCUGAAAAAACCUCCAGACCAUCUGCUCCCAAGACGGUCCCCAAGCAGCAGCAGCAGCAGCAGCAGCGCGCCCUGGGCUCCCAGAGCCUGCCCUCUCCGGCCCUGUGCUGCGCCUGCGGCCUGUGCAUCAUGCUGGCCGGCAUCAACAUCACCCUGGUAGGAGCUUUCGCCUUCGGCACCUUCAUCCCUACUGGCAACCCCCCCAUCAUCAUCGGGCCUCUCCUCUUACUGAUAGCCCUGGCCUUCUUCACGACGUGCUGCGUGGUCAGCAGGAGGCCCCCGGCCCACAUGGCCCGCAAGGCCAAAGGGGGUGAGAAGUGGGGGCUGAUGGGGACGGCGGCGUUUGAGAUGGAGACGAGCGAGCACACGCUGCAGGACACCACGGCCGUUCAGCUCAGCCCCACCAACUCCCCCACCACCUCCUCUCACAAGUCCAGCUCCAGCCACGGGGGCGACGGCGCUCCCCCCGGCUGUCAGGAUGGAGCCGGUGAGCUGCUCAUGUCAGACAUGGGCGUCAUCGGAGAUAACACCACCUUGACCUCUGGCAGCAAGGCGAGCACUCCCACACAGAUGCUGCCUGCUCUGAACACUUCCUCUACGUAACGUGGAUGGAAACGUCUGACGUGAUUGACAAGACUGAUUGGCAUUUAAAAAAAAAAGGAGAUUGCAGACAAAAGACCCUGAUAAAUGACCAGCAGACUCUCAGACUGAAAUGUGUUGUGCUGAUUGUAACUUAUUCGGCGUGUUGUGUUGUUGAAUGUUUAUUGCUCAGUCCCAGGAUCACUUUUCCAGAACAGAAACUGGAGAUGAAACCGUAAUCCAAGUGCCUGUUUGUGUACUUCUUGUUGUGUAAAACAUCCAGUUAAGGCAGAUAAUCCUGCACUCAUGUGGAUGGACUGCGGUUGGCGCUUAUCAACGUAUACGUUGGUGAAAGAAGAUGUCCAGCCAAGCUUCUCUGAGUCAUAAAAGCUGUUCCCGUGUAAGCGUGACACACACUUUGACAGAACUGUUGUAUUUUUUUGUGGGUUUUUUUUCAAUGCUGGCAUUAGCUGUAACGAGUGAGUAACCUGUCAUGUCAAGAUGGGCAUUCAAAAGCCGAUUAGUGAAUGUGUGUCAUGUUUUCAAUGCAUGUUUGUGGUACCUAUUCACUUUAUAAAUAAAGCUGAAACGUUGUUUGAUUGUUA
Messenger RNA from Sebastes umbrosus (honeycomb rockfish), 1741 nucleotides. RefSeq names its product transmembrane protein 275-like. Bases 549 to 1160 code for a protein of 203 amino acids. Lineage: Eukaryota; Metazoa; Chordata; Actinopteri; Perciformes; Sebastidae. The transcript has 2 exons. The record is from RefSeq and is a predicted model, not a curated record.